CGCCCCUCCGCUCCGUGCCCGGCCUCUCGCCAUCCCCUCGCCCGUUGUGCCUCGCUCCCCGCCUUGCCCCGCCGCACUCCGACCGUUGGCUCACGGCGAUGGCGGCGAAGCUGAUGAUGCGCGUUCUGCUGCUCGUUGUCCUCACCGGGCUGCUCCUGUGCCCCGGAGCUGCUGCCAGCACCCCGCCGGCGUGCGAGAAGUACAGCCGUCUGCCUGGAUGUCCGAGGGACUACAACCCCGUCUGUGGGAGCGAUGGAAAGACCUACGCCAAUGAGUGUGUGCUCUGCCUUUCCAACAGUGAAGAACAUAAGCAUGUCCAGAUAUACAAGACUGGAAUGUGCUGAUAUGGCAGAUGGCAACUCUUCAAGCAAAUGAGGACAAAGUCAGUCCAAAUAGAAACACUUCAUUAAAAGUAGUUUCUCUGUAGUCUGCCCUAAUAAAUAAACUUGCAUUUUUAAACAAA
Molecule: messenger RNA, 463 nt
Organism: Coturnix japonica (Japanese quail)
Lineage: Eukaryota; Metazoa; Chordata; Aves; Galliformes; Phasianidae
Gene: SPINK2
Product: serine peptidase inhibitor Kazal type 2
Molecular function (GO): protein binding; serine-type endopeptidase inhibitor activity
Source: RefSeq, a predicted model, not a curated record